Physcomitrium patens is the source of this 1929-nucleotide messenger RNA. Its product is annotated as ASC1-like protein. Gene Ontology annotation, cellular component: endoplasmic reticulum; membrane. The record is from RefSeq and is a predicted model, not a curated record. Gene Ontology annotation, biological process: ceramide biosynthetic process. Gene Ontology annotation, molecular function: sphingosine N-acyltransferase activity. NCBI's taxonomy places the organism in Eukaryota, Viridiplantae, Streptophyta, Bryopsida, Funariales, Funariaceae.
UCGUCGCCAUCGUCAUCGUGUUAGCACGCAUCACAAUUUUUCGUUCAAUAGUGUCCUGGCGCGCACCCAGAUCGCUAAAGAGCGUAUUCAACCUCGUUUCGUCAUGGGGCUGUGAGUCCAGUUUGAGCUGCGGGGGGACGCUGUUUUCUGAGGAGCCGUUGGUCUCUCUUUCCAUGACUCGACGAGAGUAGGGUGCGGCGCGAGCGGGGUGAUUUCUCAUGGUUUUGAGAAGCAGCAGGACUUUAGGGGAAGUGUGUGCGUGUGAAGCGCGCGAAUCGCGUGGGAGUCUGCGGCGGUCGAGGCUGUAAGUGCGUUUGGUGUGUACGUGCGCGCUGGAUGGUGUUGUUGAAUGAUAGAUUCGUAAGGAAGUGCCGCGAGGGCGGCGCGUGAACAGUGGGGAGGAAGGCGAUCUCAAAGACACCAGUCGCGCGUGACCAGUUGAAUGAGCCUUUUUUGGGGAGAGGGGAGACUGCGAACGUGGGUUAUGGACGAUAGGAAGGUCAUGGAAAACUACCAGGAUUCUAACGUUAACGGUGGUUCCGCUCCACCUGGAAAGAAAUCCAGUCUAUUAAGCACUUUCGGUGGGAUUUUGAUUGUUUUGGUAGCUCUGAUGGGAGCCCAGCUGGCAUCUCAAGGAUGGGUGCCUCGGCCGGACUGGGAGAAGGAAAGCUAUCCUGAAGCUAAAGACCUGGUGUUGAUCCCCUUGUUUGCUGUGCUCUUUCCGACCGUGCGAUACUUGUUCGACUCAUUUUUCUUGGAGAAAGUUGGAAGGAAAGCUAUAUUGGGUGCAAAGACACCAGCCAUAGUCACAUUGACAGAAGAUGUUGAUGAGUACCAACGUAAGAAGUUUAUCAAAUUCAAGGAGUCCGCGUGGAAGGGGCUUUACUAUCUCACUGCGGAAGUGUUUGCUUUAGCAGUGACUUACAAUGAGCCCUGGUUCACUGAGAGCAAACAAUUUUGGAUAGGCCCAGGCGACCAACAAUGGCCCAACCAGAUGAUGAGGCUCAAGUUGAAGGUGCUCUACGGAUUUGCUGGAGGGUUUUACACCUACAGUAUCUUCGCCUUGAUUUUUUGGGAGACCAGACGCAAAGAUUUUGGUGUCAGCAUGACACAUCAUGUUGCUGCUGUUGUCCUCAUCAUUUUUUCUUAUCUCGCCAGAUUUGCCCGAGUAGGCUCAGUUGUACUCGCCAUCCACGAUGCCAGUGAUGUGAUCUUGGAAUCUGCGAAAUUGAGCAAGUACCUUGGGUCAGAGAUUUUUGCAAGCAUUUUUUUUUUGGUGUUUGCGUUGUCUUGGGUCAUCUUGCGGCUCAUCUACUUCCCCGCGUUCGUCAUAUGGAGCACCAGCUAUGAAGUAUUGCAGCUUCUUGAUCGAGAGACGAAUCCGCAAGGCCCUGUUUUGUACUACAUCUUCAAUACCUUGUUGAUCAGCUUAUUCAUUCUGCACAUCUAUUGGUGGGUGCUAAUGUGGCGUAUGAUCUUGAAGCAAAUUCAAGAUUGGGGAAGAAUCUCAGAUGACAUUCGCUCCGAUUCAGAAGACGAAGAUGAUCCAAAUAAGGAGGAUUGAUAUCGAGCCAACCUAAAUUAUAUUCAUGCCGAAUCGAAUCUAGUGUAAGAUUGAACCAGCGCAUACGCCCUUGUUAUGUACAUUUUGUGAACUCCCUUGCGUGAGAAGAAAGAGGCCAUACACAUUUCAAAGUCUGUAGAAUAUGCGCUCUGCUGUUAGGUUCUCACAAAGAGCAUCCUUGUUGUAAGAGUGAUCACAUGGUAAAGAUAGAUAGGACCAAGGACCUCAUCCUUCUGCCCUAAAGCCUUGGGAGGUAUGAGAGAUCCUGUAUUCUGGCACCAGAAAUACGUGAUAAGGAGUUCCAUCGAGAAUUGUAAAUGUAGAACGAUAAAAACCACUUCUAAUUUAUUUAUUUGUGGAUCAAA